Messenger RNA from Phyllotreta striolata, 3594 nucleotides. The record is from the annotation of a GenBank genome assembly. Lineage: Eukaryota; Metazoa; Arthropoda; Insecta; Coleoptera; Chrysomelidae.
AUGAGAUACAUACCGAAAUGGGUGGAUAAGAUCCAAGACAGCGAAAAAUGCGGACAGAGUAUAUACGAUUUGUGUUUCAAUCCGGACGGAUCCCAAUUGAUAGUAGCAGGCGGCAACCACGUACUGGUGUACGAUACGACCAACGGAUCCUUAGUGCAGCUCCUGAAGGGCCACAAAGACAAAGUCCAUUCGGUUUGUUACGCCAGAAACGGCGAAAAAUUCGCCAGCGGAGGCGCCGACAAGUCCGUGAUAAUAUGGUCGAGUAAGCUCGAAGGUUUGCUGAAAUACAGCCACGGGGAUUCCGUGCAAUGCAUGGCCUUCAACCCCUUAUCGCACCAGCUAGCUUCUUGCGCGCUGUCGGACUUCGCCUUCUGGAGUUCGGAGCAGAAGGCGGUACAAAAGCACAAGAUAAACGCGAGGAUAAAUAGUUGUUCGUGGACCAACGACGGGCAAUAUCUAGCGCUGGGACUGAGCAACGGGGUGAUCUCCAUACGAAAUAAACUCGGCGAGGAGAAGAGCAAAAUCGAGCGGACGAGUAACUCGCCCGUUUGGGCUAUAGCUUGGUGUACGAAUAGAGAAGAUCAAACUGAUACUUUGUGCGUUACCGAUUGGAAUAAAAACCUGUCGUUUUACACGCUGGGCGGCAAAUUGGUGGGGAAAGAAAGGAAUUUGGGCUACGAAGCGUUGAGAGUAAGGUAUUUCCCGCACGGCGAUUUCAUCCUCAUAGGAGGCCUCAAUAUGGCUUGUACGAUGUACACCAAGGAAGGGAUUAAAUUGGGUACGAUUGGAGACGCGCAGGAUUCUUGGGUGUGGUGUUGCGAUGCUCAUCCCAGCGGGAAUUUUGUUGCUGUAGGUUGUGAAGACGGUACGGUUGCUUAUUAUCAACUGGUAUUUAACAUGGUACACGGCCUCUACAAGGAACGAUACGCGUUCAGAGAAAACAUGACCGACAUAAUAAUCCAGCAUUUGAUUACCGAACAAAAAGUGCGAAUCAAAUGCAGAGAUCUCAUCAAGAAGAUAGCCAUUUACACCGAUCGUUUAGCUGUUCAAUUACCCGAAAGGGUCGUGAUAUACGAGCUAUAUUCGAAAGACUCCAACGACAUGCACUACAGAGCCAAAGAAAAAAUCACGAGAAAACUGGAUUGUAGCCUGUUAGUGGUGUGCUCGGCGCACCUCGUCAUAUGCCAGGAGAAGACCCUUCAGAGCAUGCUAUUCACCGGCGAAAGGGAGCAAACGUGGACCUUCGACGCCCCCAUACGGUACAUCAAAAACGUCGGAGGCCCUCCGGGCAAAGAAGGCCUCGUACUGGGUUUGAAAAACGGCCAAGUGUGGGAGGUGCAUUUGGAUAACAUGCAUCCUCUAUUGAAGGUGACUGUAAACGAAGGUAUAAGAUGCUUGGAUUUGAGCCAAAGAAAACAGAAAUUAGCGGUGGUGGACGAUUCGGGAAUGUGCCAAAUAUUCAAUUUUCGCACCGGUGAAUUGCUGUUUCAAGAAGCCAGCGCCAACAGCAUAGCCUUCAACAACUUGUACGAAGACAUGCUGGCGUUCUCGGGCGACAACACUCUAUCGAUCAAAGUGAUGGACUUUCCCGCUCACACUCAAACCAUGGGCGGCUUCGUGGUGGGCCUGGCCGGCUCGAAGGUCUUCUGCCUCAACGGCUUCAGCAUGAACACGAUGGAAUUGCCGCUGAGCACACCGAUGUACCAGUACAUCGACAAGCGCAUGUACGACGAGGCCUACAGGGUGGCCUGCUUGGGCGUCACCCAAGGCGAUUGGGAGGAACUCGGCCGCGCCGCCCUCGAGCACUUGGAAUUCGAAACGGCCCGCUUGGCGUUCGUCAAACUUCAAGAUUUCAACAGUUUGGAGCUGAUCGAGGACCUGCGCGAGCUGCGCAAGCUCGGCAACUAUCCGAAGGAGGUGAUGCUGGGCGAUAUAUUCGCGCACAAGGGUAAAUUGAAGGAGGCGGCGAAAUUGUACCAGCGCGGCGGGCACGAGUACAAAUCGCUGACGAUGUACACCGAUUUGAGGAUGUUCGACGAAGCUCAGGAGUAUUUGGGAUCGAACGAUAACACCGAAUUGAUCAGAAGGAAAGCCGAUUGGGCGAGGAACAUCAACGAACACAAAGCCGCCGCUGAUAUGUAUCUAUCGGUCGGAGAUAACGCUUCAGCCGUGGAAAUAUUCGCCGAAAACGGGUGGACCGAUCAGCUGGUGGAUCUAUCGAGAAAAGUGGAAAAAUCGGAGAGAAACACCCUAUUGACGAUAGCCAAGCAUCUGAAGCGCUUGGACAAUUCCUCUGCGGCGGCGGAAAUCUAUCGCAGGCUGGGCGACGACGAGGCCGUGUUGCGGUUGCACGUCGAAGCGCAGGAAUGGCGACAGGCCUUCGCCUUGGUGAGAAACCAGCCAAGAUACGACGCGCUGGUGUACGUGCCGUACGCCCGUUGGCUGGCCGAGAACGACAGAUUCGUCGAGGCCCAAAGGGCCUUUCACAAAGCGGGCAGGUCCCAGGAGGCUUUCAAGGUGUUUAUGCAAUUGACCGAUAACGCCGUGAGCGAAUGCAGAUACCACGACGCGAGCUAUUACUAUUGGAUCAUAUCGAGGCAGUAUUUGGACAUGUCGAAGGAGGCGAGCAGCAAAAGCGAGCAGUAUUUGAAAUGCUUCGAAACGAACGAGAAACUCGCCGAAAUUUACUACGCUUACAAUACCGUACAUAAAUAUUUGGAGGAACCAUUCACUUCGUACAUGCCUGAAGCCCUAUUCAACAUAGCCAGGUUUCUGAUGACGGAAGUGACGGGUAGAAAGCAAUGCGUCAAAGGAGUGUCUACGUUCGCUAUUCUCUAUACGUUAUCGAAACAGGCGAAGAAAUUGGGCGCGAACAAACUGGCCAAGCAACUACUAGACAAAAUCCAGAACCUCCGGAUACCGCGCAAGUUCCAAGAGCAAGUUGAAAUAGCGGCGGUAUCGGCGCGGGCGAAGCCCCACAGCGAUCCCGAGGAGCUGUUGCCGAUGUGCUAUCGCUGUUCGACCUACAAUCCGCUGUCUUCGGCUACGAAUAGUUGCGUGAAUUGCGGCGAGCGAUUCGUCUAUUCGUUCGUCAGUUUCGAGCUGCUACCGCUGGUGGAAUUCCGACUGGACGAGGAUAUUACCGACGAAGAAGCGGCGAGAUUGAUCGAAACGCCUAGUGUGGAUAAGAAGGAGGCCAAUUGGGAGGAGAACAUAUCGGAGAACCAGCAAACGCUGCGAUUGGAGGCGGAAAAUCCGGCCGGACCGGACCCGUUUACGUGGAAACCCGGAGCAUCAGGAUCUUCUGCGGACGGGGACGGUUUCGUGCCGGUGAUUGUAGGUAGAGAAACGUUGUUGGGUUUGGAUUGUUCGAGCGUGUUGAUUUGCAAAUGGCCGGCGCCGUUGCGGUGCAGGUACUAUAGGAAUUUGCUGCCCGAAAUGUUGAUUAGCAUGUGCGAGUUUUGCUUUAAAUGUUUCCACGUGGACGAUUUCGAGUUGCAGGUACUGCAAAACGGGCGUUGUCCGUUUUGCAGGAAUUCGAAUACCGUCGAUACCGCUGCCGUAGCGGAUGCUGUAGAUGAUUUCGUGUUGUAA